Messenger RNA from Manis javanica (Malayan pangolin), 5098 nucleotides. NCBI's taxonomy places the organism in Eukaryota, Metazoa, Chordata, Mammalia, Pholidota, Manidae. The record is from RefSeq and is a predicted model, not a curated record.
GGAUUGCUGCCCCGAACCUGGUUUACUGGAGACGGCGUUUGCACUCCUCUCCAAGCGUUAACAGCUGAUUUGCAGAGAAGCCUCCCGCACCCAAGAACCCCCGGGGGGCCUGGGCGAGCAGAUUUCCGCCCUAACCCCCGCAGGUCGGUGAACCGCGGGGGCACGGGCCGCGCACCCCGCAAACGCCCCCGGCCCCGCCCCAAUGCGGCAGUCCCAGGACGGGUAGAGGAGGGGUGCAUCCAAGAUCCCCUAGCCCCGCCCCACUCAAUACCCCGCGGCGCCACGCCCAUGAGCCACGCCCAUCGUCCCCUCCCCACUGAAGCCCCGCCCCGGGCCGCCCGCCGCACCUCCGCCGGAGCCCCAGCGCCCAGAGCCGGCGCCGCAGACCCCCGCGAGCACAGCCAGCUGACUGAACCAUGGCGACAACUCCUGCUGCUGCUUUUGAGGCCCUCAUGGAUGGGGUGACAAGCUGGAAUGUCCCCAGAGGCCCCAUCCCCAGUGAACUCCUCCUUACUGGAGAGGCUUCCUUCCCGGUGAUGGUGAAUGACAAGGGCCAGGUCCUCAUUGCUGCCUCCUCCUACGGCCGAGGCCGCCUGGUAGUGGUGUCCCACGAGGGCUACCUGCUGGAUGCCAAGUUGGCCCCGUUUCUUCUCAAUGCAGUGCACUGGCUCUGUCCCUCGCCUGGGGCUCCUGUGGGAGUGCACCCAUCCCUGACACCACUUGUAAACAUCCUGCAGGGCUCUGGGGUUGAGGCUCAAACUCAGCCAGAACCCGGAGAUUCCCUGGGGGUUUACUGCAUCAAUGCCUACAAUGACACCCUGACUGCAGAGCUGAUCCAGUUUGUGAAACGAGGAGGGGGCUUGCUCAUUGGGGGCCAGGCCUGGUAUUGGGCCAGUCAGCAUGGUUGUGACAAAGUGCUGUCCAACUUCCCCGGGAACCAGGUGACCAGUGUGGCUGGAGUGUACUUCACCGACACCUAUGGGGACAGAGGCCAGUUCAAGGUCUCCAAGAAGGUCCCCAUGAUCCCUCUCCUUGUCAGGUGUGGACAGGAUCUCGGGCAGGACCAGCAGCAGCUCCUGGAAGGGAUCUCUGAGCUGGACGUCAAGACGGGGGGAAUCCCCUCGCAGCUGCUGGUGCACGGGGCCCUGGCCUUCCCGCUGGGGUUAGAUGCCUCGCUUGGCUGCUUCCUGGGAGCUGCCCGCUAUGGCCGGGGCCGGGUCGUCUUGGCUGCCCACGAGGGCAUGCUCUGUGCUCCCAAGAUGGCGCCCUUUUUGCUCAACGCUGUCCACUGGCUGGCCAGAGGCCAGACAGGCAAAGUCGGGGUAAACACAAGUCUAAAAAACCUGUGUGGCCUGCUGUCAGAGCACGGGCUGGGGUGCAGCCUGGAGCCUUGUCUGAUAGGUGACUUGCGUGUCUACUGCUGUGUGGCUUACAGUGACAAGGAGGCUAAGCAACUGCAGGAGUUUGUGGCUGAGGGUGGGGGCUUACUGAUCGGGGGCCAGGCCUGGUGGUGGGCCUCCCAGAACCCAGGCCGCUCCACCUUGUCUGGUUUCCCUGGCAAUGUCAUCCUCAACUGCUUCGGCCUCAGCAUCCUAGCUUCAACUCUUGACCCAGGCUGUUUCCCUGUCCCUACCCCCGAGAUGCGGAGCUACCACUUCCGCAAGGCGCUGUCUGAAUUCCAAGCUGUCCUGAACCACAGGGAUAGGAACUUGGAAAAGAGCUGGCUGGCAAAGCUGGGUGUAGAUGGUGCAGCCUUCCUACAGAUUCCUGCAGAGGGGGUCCCUGCCUACCUAUCCUUGCACCAACUCCUGAGGAAGAUGCUGCGUCGGUCGGGCGUCCCAACCGUGAGCUGGGAAAAGCCAGUGGCCAGGGAUUCCUGCGAGGCUGCCGUGCUCUGCCUGGCCACAGAGCUGGCACGCUCUGGGACUGACUGCUCCCAGCUGGCUCAGGGACUGGUGACUGGGACCUGCAACUCCAGCCUGAACCCCUCGGAACAGCCCAUCACCGUAGAGAUCAGUGGAAGCAGUGCAGGCCAUGGUGAUUCCUGGGUGAGUACUGGACUCUACCUCCUAAACGGACAAAAUGCCGAAGUCUCACUGCCUGAAGCUGCGGUGUCUGCUGGCCUGAAGGUCCAGAUUGGCUGCCACACCGAUGACUUAACCAAGGCCAGCAAGCUGUCUCGAGCUCCGGUGGUGACUCACCAGUGCUUAAUGGACAGGACCAAAAGGUCGGUCUCCUGCCUCUGGGGUGGCCUUCUCUAUGUCAUUGUGCCCAAGGGCAGUAAGCUGGGCCCUGUGUCUGUCACCGUCAAAAGGGCCGUGCCUGCCCCGUACUACAAGCUGGGUAAGACAUCAGUGGAGGAGUGGAGGAGCUGUGUGGGGGAGAGCCCAGCUCCCUGGGGAGAGCUGGCCACAGACAACGUCAUCCUGACGCUGCCAACUGCAGACCUGCGGGCCCUGGCCGAUCCCGAGCCGCUGCUCUGCCUCUGGGACGACAUGAUGCGGGCGAUCGCCAGGCUGGCGGCCCGGCCUUUCCCCUUCUGCCGUCCCGAGAGAAUCGUUGCUGACGUGCAGCUCUCAGCCGGCUGGAUGCACGCAGGCUACCCCAUCAUGUGCCACCUGCAGUCGGUGCAGGACCUCCUUAGUGAGACGGGCAUAAGAAGCAGAGGUCUGUGGGGGCCCAUCCACGAGCUGGGCCACAACCAGCAGCAGCAUGGGUAGGAGUUCCCCCCCAAUACCACGGAGGCCACUUGCAACCUCUGGUCCGUGUAUGUGCACGAGACGGUCCUGGACAUCCCCAGGGCCCAGGCCCACCCCGCUCUGAGCUGUGCAGAACGAGAGAAGAGGAUCAAAGUGCACCUGGGCAAGGGAGCCCCCCUGCAUGACUGGAAUGUGUGGACAGCCCUGGAAACGUACCUACAGCUCCAGGAGGCCUUCGGGUGGGAGCCGUUCACCCAGCUCUUCGCUGAGUACCAGACCCUAUCUGGAGUCCCCAGUGACAAUGCUGGCAAGAUGAAUCUCUGGGUGAAGAAAUUCUCAGAAAAGGUCUUAGCAUACAAGAAUCUAAUUUUGUCUGUUUGGCUGCCAUAGGCAGCAGAAUAUGAAGGCUGAGGGGCUCAGAGACCACGCCAUGUUAUCCUGCAGUUUCAGGAGGCCUUUGGGUAGGAGACAUUCACCCAGCUGCUGAUUGCCAGACCCUCUCUGUCAAGACAAUGCUGGCAAGAGGAAUCUAUGGGUAAAGAAAUCCUGUGGAAAGGUGCAGAGAAUCUGGUUCCUCUCUUUGAGGCCGGGGCUGGCCUAUCCAGAAAGAAGAGGCUGACAGCCUGGCCUGUCUGCCUGCGCAGCAAGAAAAUCUCAUGAAAUUAUAUGCACCUUACAGGAAGGAGUGAAGAAGUAUAGAAAUGUUCACUUUGAAACAAACUACUGGUUACAGUAGAUCUAAUCCUCAUUUAAUCAACCCAAAUUUCAACUUCAUUUUUUUCUCACUUAUUCAAAAUAUCCUAAUUCUUUUGCAAGGUAGAUAUUAAGUUAGUGAUUUUCCAAAUGUAUAACUCAACCAGGUUUCCUGUAGUUUUAUUUUUUAGACCUAAGGAAUUUAUUUCUUAAUUGUUUAGCAUUUUACAUUUGCUUUAUUGGGUGACUGGACUUACUCGGACCCAGAGACUUAACCCCAGAAAUGUCUCCCUUCGGAUCUCUAUGGAGUACCUUUCUCCUAAUCCCAAAGUUAUUUCAUGUAUUACAUAAAUAUCUUCUGUCCAGGUGGUUUGAACACAUGAAGUGCUCAACAGACACUUGUUGAAAUGAGUAAUAACAACUACAUGAGAGAACCAUCUCCAGUGUGCGCCAGCCAGGGUGGUCAGCACUUACCUGGACUGCCAUUAUUCCCAAAUGCUGCGGUCCUAUGAGUUAGGAACCACUAUAGGCCUGUUCCAAAUGGGGUGAUGUGUUCCUGGAAGUUAAAGCUCUAAGGUAGUAAUAGGUUAAACUUCAUGGAGAUAUAGUCCAUAUGCAUGGUGGGUGGUGCAAAGGGUAACUGAUUCAUCUAUUUCCUUCACAAGAUUCUUUAGAAUUACUCCCAUAGCAUACAGGACCCCAUGUAUCCAUCUCACCUUUACAGAUGGGAGCUGCCACACAGCCCACCAAACACCCCAUGUUGUUCCUUUAGGAACCAAUCAAACAACUUGCUGACAAUUGCAAAUCUGUUAUUCCAGAAAAUGGACAUUAGUGUCAUAAAGAUAGAGCAAGGCAAGCAAACAAAAGAAAUUUUGGCUUGUUCCAUGCAAACCGAGGAAAGCUUUGCGAGGCACAUGACUGAUUUUUGAUCAGCAUCACCUGUCCUAGAGGUUCAGUGUCGUUGCAAACCUACACUGAACAGAGAACUAAGCCAUGGAUGCAUAUAUAAUCUCUUCUGGCACACAAGGAAACCUGAAUAUCAAAGUGACAAACUAAAAGAGCAAGAAUUUGAAACAGAUCAUUAGACUCAAAUCCUGUGUCCUUAACUGAAAGAAAAUGUAUGAUCAUAGCUAUUAUUCCUCUAAUUACAAGAACUUUAUAUAUGCUCAAAGAAUAAAAAAAUACAUAAAUGUGCCUAUCUUCAGUGACUUUUUUACUUUUUUUUCUGUUCCAUGAACCUUCCUCUUGAGCCUCUGCCUUCUCCCUGAGCAGAACACGGCUGCCCACCGAGAGACGACGGCAUUCCCGUCGUGUCACGGGCAGGCACCGACCACAGACAGCCAGAUCACUCCAUCAUCGGGACCUAGGCAUUAGACCGGGCAUGCUCACCAGAUUUAAGCAGAACCAAGCAGUGUCUUUUUCUGAUGAAUGAUAAAGUCGUUGAUGGAAGAAAACAGAUUUUUCCUGAUAUCAUGGUUUCGAUGAAACAUUUAUGCCAGGAGCUGCCUUGCAAUACGGCCAUCUUCACACACAGAGAGCCUGAUGGACAAUGAAACCCACACAAAGGAAACGAUGACAAGUCAAAGACAAAAACCUACAUCCCUCAGUUUUCUGCUCAAGAAUCUAGGCCCAGUAGUGCUUCAAGCUCCAUGUCAACCACUGGACUUUCUUGUUUCUGAAUGAAUAAAUUGCUCCCUUUUGCUUCA